CACCUUCUUCCCUUACCACUCCUGGGACUUCUUCUCUUGCUCCCUCGGAAUAUCGACGCUAUGCAGCGAACAAACUCGAACAUGCUCUUCGCGAACUUCAACCAGGACUUUACAUGCGUCUCGGUGGGAACGCGUAAAGGAUAUAGUAUCACCAAUUGCGAUCCUUUUGGGAGGGUAUAUACUAUGAACGAUGGAGCUCGUGGAAUAGUAGAGAUGCUAUUCUGCACAUCGCUCAUUGCCCUCGUUGGAGCCGCGGACCAACCAUCAUCGAGUCCUCGGAAACUUCAGAUCGUGAACACCAAGAGACAAAGCAUGAUUUGCGAACUCCUCUUUCCCUCAUCCAUUCUCGCCGUCAAGCUCAACCGGAAGACGCUCGUGAUUGUGCUGGAGAACGAGAUUUACAUUUACGACAUAUCCAAUAUGAGACUGCAACACGUCAUCGAGACAACACCGAACCCAGAAGCCAUCGUCGCUCUCUCCCCCUCAAUCGAGAACUCCUACCUCGCAUACCCCUCGCCCCUCCCCACACCCACACCCCUAUCUACAACCACCUCCGGCCCCUCCCCCUCCCCAAACGCACCCUCAACCUCCCAACAACCCACCGGCGACGUCCUCCUCUUCUCCACCAAAUCCCUCUCCGUAACCCAACUCAUCCGCGCGCACAAAACUCCCCUGUCCUCCCUUGCCCUCAACAGCACCGGAACCCUCCUCGCCACCUCCUCCGAGAAGGGCACGGUGAUCAGGGUGUGGAGCGUCCCCGGCGCGGAGAAGCUGUAUCAGUUCCGGAGGGGAACGAGGGAGGCGAGGAUUUAUAGUAUGAAUUUUAAUACGGUGGGGACGUUGUUGGCGGUGAGCAGUGCGCAUGAUACGGUGCAUAUUUUCAAGCUUGGGGUGCAUGGGAAUGGGGCGGGCAAUGGGGGCGCGGGUGGGCAGCAGAGGGGAGAGGAGGCGAGCGAUGUGGCGAGUCAGGAGAGUAGGGAUAUUGAGGGGCCGGGGUAUGAUGCGGUUAUGGAUGGGAAGAAGUCGAAUGGUGGAAUUUCAUCAACGCUCCGCCGUCGCUCACUCCAUCUCACGAAGAACCUUACGUCGUCAAUGGGCGGAUAUCUCCCGAAUACACUGACGGAGAUGUGGGAGCCUUCGAGGGACUUUGCGUACCUCAAGCUACCGACGAGCGGCGCGAGGUGUAUUGUUGCGCUCAGCGGCUCGGUGCCGCAAGUUAUGGUAGUCUCAUCCGAAGGAUACUUCUACUCGUACAACAUCGAUCUCGAAAAUGGCGGAGAAUGUUCACUGAUGAAGCAAUACUCGUUACUCGAUUCAGGUGACGAGUCAACGAACGAAUAGGCGUAGGGACCCCAGCAUCUUCGGUCGUUUCGUUUCGUUUCGUCUUUUUCGUGUGGAGUUCAAUGCAUGGAUGUGUUGAUUGGACGGAUAGCAUCAGGCAGGAUAAUGUGCGAUAUGGGCUGCUCGGUUCGACAUAGGAUAGGACAUGCGGGAUCCGGGAGCAUGAGGUGAGGAGUGUGGCGUGCAAACUCUCACCCGCGUGGCGCCGAGGUGACCCAACCUCCGAGUUCUUUCCCUGAAUCACCGUUUACUGUGUAUGUACUCGAUUUAUUCCCUCUCGUUCGCUUUCGUCGUGUCUAUCAUCGUGAGUGGAUGCUCUAUGACAGCUUGCUGUGGUUGCGGUUCAGGUUUAUCUCUCUCCCAGUUCAAGUUGAUUAACGUACAUAUUUCGGC
Stereum hirsutum FP-91666 SS1 is the source of this 1734-nucleotide messenger RNA. RefSeq names its product WD40 repeat-like protein. Gene Ontology annotation, cellular component: extrinsic component of membrane; cytosol; phagophore assembly site membrane. Gene Ontology annotation, biological process: protein lipidation; autophagy of mitochondrion; protein localization to phagophore assembly site. Gene Ontology annotation, molecular function: phosphatidylinositol-3,5-bisphosphate binding; protein binding; phosphatidylinositol-3-phosphate binding. The transcript has 8 exons. The coding region runs from base 61 to 1341 and encodes 426 amino acids. NCBI's taxonomy places the organism in Eukaryota, Fungi, Basidiomycota, Agaricomycetes, Russulales, Stereaceae. The record is from RefSeq and is a predicted model, not a curated record.